UCUUUAUCUCUUUCUUUCUUCCAGUUAAAAAGAUGGCAGAUUAUGAAAAUCAGUCGUCGUCAGAGUCUGAGUCAGAAGAAUCUGUCAUCACCGACAAAGAGCUCCAGGCAGCAUUUUCCAGGGGUGUCCUAAAGCCAGGGCUGAAUGUUGUGCUUGAGAAGCAUCAGAAGGCUCUUAACAAUGUGGAUGGGUUGAAGCAGUGUUUGUCUGAAUUCAAGCAGCACCUAGCCUGGGUGGAAAGACUGGAUGUGACCGUGGGUCAGGCACCAAAUGUCAUGAGUUCAGCCUCAUAUCCUACACCUGACAAAGUCACCGUUGACCCUGAGGAUGACUUCCAGAGAGAAAUGAGCUUUUACCGACAGGGCCAGGCAGCAGUGCUAAAGGCCCUACCUUGGCUACAUAACCAAAAGGUCCCCACAAGAAGGCCAGAUGAUUACUUUGCAGAGAUGGCCAAAUCUGAUCAACAGAUGCAGAAGAUUCGACACAAGCUUAAGAGCAAACAGGAGGCAAUGGAGAAGUCUGAGAAAGCAAAACAGCUUCGUGCACUGAGAAAAUAUGGCAAAAAGGUACAGACAGAAAUUCUGCAGAAGAGGCAAAAGGAGAAAGCAACUGUUCUGAAUGCAAUCAAGAAAUACCAGAAAGGUCUCUCUGACAAGUUGGAUUUCCUGGAUGGGGAGCAGACACCACCACAUCAAGGGAAGAAGAAAGGAGAUAGUGGUCAACAAAUAAAGAGAGGACCAAGUGCCAAGCGACGUUACAAGAAUCAGAAGUUUGGUUUUGGUGGGAAGAAGAAAGGCUCAAAAUGGAACACUCGGGAAAGUCACAAUGAUGUGUCAAGCUUCCGGGCUAACAUGGCCCACAACAAGGGUCCUGGAAAAGCAGGGAAAAAAGGUUCCAAUAAGAGACCGGGCAAAAAGAUGAGGCAGAAAAUGAAGAGCCGAACCUGAUAAGGACUGAGUGGGUUUUGGUCUAGUUCCUAUGUAGCUAUGAAUUGCAAGUAUUCCUCGUGUCACUGGUGUCUUGAGGCAACUCUAACUGCUGUUGAGCAAGCUGCACAAUGUCAUUUGGUACAGAGGGUUGCCGUGGAAGUGCAUGUACUGUCACUGACUCCUUUGUACUGUUAAUUUUCUUCCAAGAUUUUUUUCUCUCAAGCUUCGGGCCUGGCAUAUGUGAACUCAUUAAAUAGCUUGAACAGA
Pelodiscus sinensis (Chinese soft-shelled turtle) is the source of this 1196-nucleotide messenger RNA. The record is from RefSeq and is a predicted model, not a curated record. Lineage: Eukaryota; Metazoa; Chordata; Testudines; Trionychidae.